Messenger RNA from Cheilinus undulatus (humphead wrasse), 2347 nucleotides. RefSeq names its product fibrinogen alpha chain (gene fga). Gene Ontology annotation, cellular component: fibrinogen complex. The coding region runs from base 16 to 2058 and encodes 680 amino acids. Gene Ontology annotation, biological process: platelet activation; protein polymerization; blood coagulation. The record is from RefSeq and is a predicted model, not a curated record. Lineage: Eukaryota; Metazoa; Chordata; Actinopteri; Labriformes; Labridae. Gene Ontology annotation, molecular function: signaling receptor binding. The transcript is spliced from 8 exons.
ACGACCGAAACAGAGAUGGAGCGACUCAUCUGUCUUGCCUUGAUUUGUGUGGCCACGGCUCCGGCCAGUAUGACAGUUGACCCCAGAGGAGCUCGCCCGGUGGAGCAGGGCACCAGAGAUGAAAAGUGUGCCACUCAGAAGGAAUGGCCUUUCUGCACAGACGUAGAAUGGGGCCCUAAAUGUCCAUCCGGCUGCAGGAUUCAGGGUCUGAUGGAUAAAUUUGACCACGACCUGCUGAAGAAAAUCGAGAAAGUCCGAACCCUUUUGGAUCAGAACAAAGUCAAGCACCGCACUGCUGAUCAGUCUACUAAACAGACCUUCGACUUCCUGAAGGAAAAGCUCACCCUCGAUGCUGGUAACGACGGCAACUACUACAACCUGGCCCAAAGUCUGCGUACGAGAAUCAAAAACAUGAAGAUCACGAUCAACAGACAGCUGAAGGUCCUGGCCGCCCUCAAGGAUCAAGUCAGAGACCAGGUGGUCGAGAUGCAGCGACUUGAGGUGGACAUCGAUAUUAAGCUCCGUUCCUGCAAAGGAUCCUGUGCAAGUUACACUGAGUACCAGGUGGACAAGGAGAGCUACGUGGCACUGGACAAACAGGUUAACCAGCUGACAAACCAGGUCCCCAAGGAGUCUGCUGGAGCGCCGUACGUGAUGAAGAGCAGGACACUUCAGGAAGCUUUAGUCGACAGCCGCUUCAAGUCCAAGGAUGUCGCGGGACAGCGGAGUGACGACAUGUUCCCUGGGGUGGAUACAGUCCAGUUGGUCAUCGAGCAUGACGGCCCCAGUGAUCCACUGGCAACCAUCUCCAAUGACCCAGGUACUCCCCCCAAUCCAUCUACAUCCUCAUCAUCGUCCUCCUCCACCCUUUCUUCCUCCUCCUCCUCCUCCUCCUCCUCCUCAUCAUCAUCAUCCAUCACCGAGCUUGGUGGCAGUGGUUUAUUAAGUAUCACAGGAUCACAGUACGACAGGAACCCGACCACAACCCACAUGUCCAGGUCAACCAUCACCUGCACCAAGCACACCAGGACAAUCACUGAGCAUACAAAGGACGGCCCGGUGGAAAGGACAGAGGAGGUGGUGGAGGGAGGCCCUGAGUGCCAGACCAUGCCAGACUCACUUUUCCCAGACUCCAGUGGUUCAUCACGCUCAUCCUCCACCUCUUCAUCUACGACCUACAGUGUCCACUCCACCGGUGGACUCAAGAGCAGCAUAUUGGGCGAUACCAAAUCAUUAUCGGGGGAUCCAUUUGCAAUGAGUGGGAUGGAGUUUGGCGGGUUCACGAUUGGCGAUGUAGAAGAUGACGUUCCUGAUUUGCAGGCUCGGAGUAUGAAGAAUGUGCGUGUCGAGCGGCAGGCCGAUUAUAUAGGACAAGAUUGCGUCGAAGCCAACAAGAACCACCUGAAAGGGGAAACAAACGGCCUGUUUAAGAUCAAACUCGGCGGCUCUGACUCCACAAAGGUAGUGGAGGUUUACUGCCAGCAGGAGGGGCUGAUGGGAGGUUGGUUGUUAGUCCAGCAAAGGGAGAGCGGCGCCCUCAGUUUUAACCGCACCUGGGCCGAAUACCGCGAUGGAUUCGGUUCGGUUGACGCAAGGGGUAACGGAGAGUUUUGGCUAGGCAACCAAAACCUCCACCUGUUGACCAAUCAGGGCGAGACCAUGCUUAAGGUGGAGUUGGAGGAUUGGGAAGGGGGCACAGCCAGUGCUCAGUAUACUAUUAGGGUUGGCUCAGAGGAGGAGGGGUACCCGCUGCAUGUGUCCGGAUACACUGGGGAAGCCGGGGACGCUUUAGCGCUGUCCCAUAGUGGGAUGAAAUUUAGCACCUUUGACAGAGACAAUGAUAAGUGGGAGGAGAGCUGUGCGGUGACGUACGGCGGUGGGUGGUGGUACAACAAUUGCCAGUCGGCUAAUUUAAACGGGAUUUACUAUAGAGGAAGGUAUGAUGCCGUGAACAACAGGCCGCAUGAGGUUGACAACGGGGUCGUUUGGGUGACAUUUAAAAAUGCAAAUUACAGCCUGAAAACUGUACGGAUGUUUAUUCGAUCGACUGCUUUUUAGAAAAAUUUAAGGAGGGACACUUCCAGGUAUGCCAAAUUUGUGUUUCAGUCUUAAGAGAAAUUUGGUCAAAAAUAGCAAAUCCGACAGCAUGGAACUGGACUUUGGACUGUUUUUUUGUUGUUUCUGAUUUUUCCAAAUCACUUCAAACAAUGUCAGGGUCUCUGCAUGAGUAUUCCUGUUGAUUCUCUUCCUUCUGUAAAUUUUAUUGACCUUUUGUACGUAAUACCCAACCUGAUGUUCAAACAGUUACUCAACGUUGACCAAUAAUAAAGAUCCAAUGUUCACUUCA